CCCAAUAUCUUUUUGUUUUGCAUUGGUUUCGUGACUGAUUCUCACAGGCAUUGCUCCAGCAUCUAACUGAGACACUGUCGCAUACGUAGAAGACGCACUUCGGAGAUCGGACAUUAUUUUCCACCGAUAACCUAGGGUGGUAUUUUGUUUUUCUCAGGAUUAAAACCUUUCCUCCAAUAUUUUUCAUUUACACCAAACGGAAUUUCAUUUCGUAACGGAAUAUAAAAAAGACGCUCUAGUGCAACAGAGCUACCAGAGACAACAAUGAAACGGCAAGUACUGGUGGUAAUAUUCACCCUCCACCUCAGUUCUGUGAUCGGGCAGUUCAGUUACUCGAUUCCGGAGGAACUGGCAAAGGGGUCUUUGGUCGGUAACAUAGCGCGGGAUUUGGGUCUAGAUGGCAAACGUAUCUUGUCAGGUAGAGCUCGUAUUUAUACGGGGGACAGUGUCCAGUAUAUCGAGCUCAACAGAGAAAGGGGAAUCCUCGUUAUUAAAGAAAGAAUAGACCGAGAAGGGCUCUGCAGACAGACAACGCCUUGCGCUUUGCAUUUUCAGAUUACGUUAGAGAACCCAUUAGAAUUAUUUCCAGUUACUGUAGAAAUUACUGAUAUUAAUGACAAUGUUCCACUAUUCCAAAAUGAGGACAGAAGGUUUGAAAUAAGCGAAUCAGCGGUGAUCGGCUCUAAAUUCAUGCUAGAAAAAGCGAUUGACCCUGAUAUCGGGCUGAACGGGCUUCAGAAAUAUACUUUAAAACCAAGUGACAAUUUCAUGCUUAAAUUGCAAAGUCAAUCUGAUGGCAGCAAAAAGGUUGAAAUGAUUUUACAAAAGUCGUUGGACAGAGAAAAACAACAACACAUAUCUCUACUCUUGACAGCGGAGGAUGGCGGGGAACCGCAAAGGACUGGAACAAUGCACAUUCAUGUUACCGUUCUGGAUGCAAACGACAAUGCUCCUGUGUUUACUAAGUCCGUUUACAAAGCCAGCAUUAUAGAAAACUCCGCAAUAGGGACGCUAGUUACCAAGGUCAGUGCUUCAGAUGCAGACCAAGGAUCAAAUGGAGAGGUGAUCUAUGUCAUCGGGAACCGCAUUGAUACUGUGUCAAAAUUAUUUCACAUUAAUAGUGAAGGUGAAGUGAUACUAGAUGGACCAGUAGACUAUGAAAAAGAAAAAAAUUAUCACAUUGAUAUCGAGGCAAUUGAUCAAGGAGGACUAUCGGAUUCAAGUAAGAUGAUAAUUGAUGUAAUUGACGUUAAUGACAAUAGCCCCGUUGUAAAUAUAAUAUCAACAUCAAGCUCAGUACAAGAGGACUCAGCACCAAAAACAGUAAUAGCUUUAAUGAGUGUCAAUGACCCUGAUCCUGAUACAAAUGGGAAAGUCAACUGUGUUAUAAAUCAAGAUAUCCCGUUUGAAAUCAAAUUUACAUCGAAUCAUUUUUAUAGUUUAGUGACAGAGAGGGAAUUAGACAGAGAGACAGACUCUGCGUAUAAUAUCACGGUGACCUGUUCUGAUGAAGGAGUCCCCUCCCUCUCCAGCAGCGUCACUCUUACCUUACAGAUCUCUGAUGUUAAUGAUAAUUCGCCUGUCUUUGAGAGGAGCUCAUAUGAGGCCUAUAUUGUAGAAAACAACACACCGGGUCUCUCUAUAUUCACAGUGAAAGCCAGAGACGCUGACUGGAACCAGAACGCACGUGUUUCUUACAUACUGGAGGACUCCUCUGUUAACGGAGUGCCAGUCUCCUCGUAUGUGUCCGUUAGUGCUGAUGGUGGAGUCAUCCACGCAGUGCGCUCUUUUGACUACGAGCAGAUCAAAGUUUUCCACUUCCGCGUCAAAGCGCAAGACGGAGGCUCCCCUCCACUCAGUAGCAACGUGACUGUGAAAGUGCUGAUCCAGGACCAGAACGACAACCCUCCUCAGGUUCUGUACCCGGUCCAGACUGGAGGCUCUCUGGUGGCUGAGAUGGUUCCUCGUUCAGCAGAUGUGGGCUAUCUGGUCACUAAAGUGGUGGCUGUUGAUGUGGACUCUGGACAGAAUGCCUGGCUCUCCUACAAACUGCAGAAAGCCACAGACAGGGCGCUGUUUGAAGUGGGCUUACAGAAUGGAGAAAUAAGAACUAUCCGCGGAGUCACUGAUAAAGAUGCAGUGAAACAAAGACUGACUGUGAUCGUGGAGGACAACGGGCAGCCCUCUCGUUCAGCUACAGUCAUUGUUAACGUGGCGGUGGCGGACAGCUUCCCUGAAGUGCUGUCUGAGUUCACUGACUAUACACAAGACAAGGAGUACAAUGACAACCUGACCUUCUACUUAGUGUUGGCUUUGGCUGUAGUUUCCUUCCUCUUCAUCACGUGUUUAGUGGUUAUUAUAUCAGUGAAGAUCUACAGAUGGAGGCAGUCUCGCGUCCUGUAUCACUCCAAUCUCCCUGUGAUUCCGUAUUAUCCACCACGUUACUCAGACACUUUGGGGACAGGGACUCUCCAACACGUGUACAACUACGAGGUGUGCAGGACGAAUGACUCCAGAAAGAGUGACUGUAAGUUCGGCACAGUCGGUAGUCAGAACGUGCAGAUAAUGGACCCCAGUUCUACAGGAACGAUGCAGCGGAUACAAAGUGAGAAGAAUAUCCUGGAUGAACCAGAUUCACCACUAGAGGUUUGA
Molecule: messenger RNA, 2652 nt
Organism: Pungitius pungitius (ninespine stickleback)
Lineage: Eukaryota; Metazoa; Chordata; Actinopteri; Perciformes; Gasterosteidae
Product: protocadherin gamma-A1-like
Exons: 1
Coding region: 265-2652 (795 amino acids)
Biological process (GO): homophilic cell-cell adhesion
Cellular component (GO): plasma membrane
Molecular function (GO): calcium ion binding
Source: RefSeq, a predicted model, not a curated record